AUGUCCUCUGGGGGCAUUUCAUUGGGCGUACACGCUUCGAGUUUGACGGAUUGUAAAAUGUGUAAGCUAACUGUGCUUGUGAUAUAUCUUGGAUUUCUACCUCAUAUCUCAAAUGGACAAAAGGAAAUAAAAAAUUUACCAAGUUUAGGAUGUUACAAAGCACAGGGAAAGGCUCAAAGAUGUGUGCCAAUUUUUGUGAACGCUGCCUUUGGAAAAACUAUUGAUGCCACCAACACGUGUGGACUGACAAGACCCAUGGAAUACUGUUUACAUACGAGGGUGGCGUGGAUCAGGAAGCAAUGCCGAAUUUGUGACGCCCAGAGGCCUGGGUAUAGCCAUCCCCCCGAAUUCAUGACUGAUUUUAAUAACAACUAUAACUGGACAUGGUGGCAAUCAGACACAAUGUUAGAGGGGAUACAAUACCCUGUAGUAGUCAACUUAACUCUUCAUUUAAACAAAGCCUAUGAUGUAACCUACGUAAGGCUACGUUUCCAUUCCCCAAGACCAGAAAGUUUUGCCAUCUACAAGAAAUCAACAGACGAUAGUGACUGGACUCCCUACCAGUUUUACAGUGGUUCCUGUGAAAGGACGUAUGGAAAGGAAAAGCGGGGUAUAAUCACAAAAAAGAAUGAAGGGAAGGCAAUCUGUACAGAUGAGUACAGUAACAUCUCCCCCCUGAAAGGAGGCAUAGUGCCAUUCAGUACUUUGGAGGGACGACCCAGUGCUUUUGAUUUUGAGAAUAGUACUUUACUGCAGGAAUGGGUAACAGCUACUGCCAUUCGAAUUUCCUUGACACGCAUGAACACCUUUGGUGAUGAAGUAUUCGGUGAUGCAAAAGUCCUGAAAUCCUAUUUUUACGCCAUCUCUGAUUUUUCUGUGGGAGCCAGGUGUAAAUGUAAUGGUCAUGCCGAUGAGUGUUACCUGAGACAGGGAUCCGCACCCACUUUUGAGAGAAGGGAGGUUUGCAGGUGUCAACACAACACAGACGGGGUCAACUGUGAGAAAUGUCUCCCAAUGUUCAACAAUAAACCUUGGGCCAGGGCCACAGAAACCAGUGCUAAUGAAUGCAAACCUUGUGAGUGUAACAACAAGACAGACCAGUGUUUCUUUGACUUGGAACUUUACCAGAGAACGGGUAGUGGGGGUCACUGUAUUGACUGCCGCGACAACACAGACGGACCUCACUGUGAGGAGUGCAAGGACAACCACUACCUCAGACCUGAGGAUCGGAAGUGUACCCCCUGUGAUUGUAACACCACUGGCUCUGAGAUUCUACAGUGUGACGCCGCAGGUCGUUGUCAGUGUAAACCAGGGGUCAUAGGGGUCAAAUGUGACUGGUGCAAAAACAACUACUAUGAUUUUGGACAGGCUGGAUGCAGGCCGUGUGGAUGUAAAGCCAGUGGAAGCCAGUAUCACAUUCCUAGUUGUAAUCCCUUGGAUGGGACAUGUAUGUGUAAAGAAAAUGUCGAUGGUCGCAACUGUGACAGGUGUAAGCUGGGUUACUUUGCUCUGAGGGAGGAUGAUCCUAAAGGUUGUAUCCCCUGCUUCUGUUACGGUCAUUCUUCUGAGUGUUCUAGUGCAGUGGGAUACUAUGCUUCUAGCAUUAUUUCUGAUUUUGAGACAGGAAAGCAAAGAUGGACAGCUGCAGACCGAGCUAACAAUAUGAUUGCCACUGAGUAUAAUGCACAGAACCUGGAGGUGUCAGCACCAGGAUCAGGACAAGUGUAUUUCGUAGCACCAGCUCGUUACUUGGGUGACCAGAGAUUCAGUUAUAAUCAGCAUCUGACCUUUGACCUGAGAAUUGGGGAGGAGGACUCUAGGCCCUCAGUGGUGGACAUCCUCUUUGAGGGAGCUGGUCAGCAAUUCUCCACAGCCAUCUUUGUCCAGGGAAAUGACAAGCCUUCAAUAGAAACCAAAACCUUUAAGUACAGACUGAAUGAGAGGCAGGAAUCCCAGUGGGUUCCUAGACUUAACUCCCAGGCUUUUAUCUCCAUACUGGCUAACUUGACUGGACUUAAGAUCAGAGCCACCUACAACAAUCAGGGAGUGGGUUUCAUUGACAACAUUAGGUUGGAAACUGCUAGAGCUGGGUCAAAUGGGAAAGACCCAGCCACUUGGGUGGAGCAGUGCACAUGCCCUGAGGGAUUUGUAGGACAGUUCUGUGAGUCAUGUGCUGGGGGAUACAAGAGAGACCCUCCCAAUAGUGGCCCAUUCUCUUCCUGUGUGCCCUGCCAAUGUGUUGGACACUCAGAUAGCUGUGACCCAGAUUCAGGAAGAUGUAUCUGUCAGCACAAUACAGAGGGAGAUUUCUGUGAGAGAUGUAUUGCAGGUUACUAUGGUAACCCUAAAAAUGGCUCUGAGUAUGACUGCAAGCCGUGUCCCUGUCUUGAUGGAGGGCCCUGUACCCAGCUACACAAUGGGGAUGUUGUAUGUACAGCCUGUAAAGAAGGCCAUGGGGGAAAUCUGUGUGAUAUUUGCUUGGAUGGUUACCAUGGAAAUCCUAAAGAAGGACAUGGGGUCCAUGCGGAUUACAGAGCUUGUCAGAAGUGUUUCUGUAAUAAGAACAUUGACCAACAUGCCAUCCGCAACUGUGAUUCACGAAGUGGAGAAUGUUUAAGGUGUAUCUACAACACUGAUGGAUUUUAUUGUGAGAAAUGUUUACCAAAUUUCUAUGGUGAUGCCUUAGCCAUGCCUAAAGGGAACUGCACAGCCUGUAACUGCUAUCCCCCUGGAACACUAGAGAUUAGCGGCCUGCAGUGUGACUCCAGAAAUGGACAGUGCACCUGUCAGGACCAUGUGGUGGGGAGACAGUGUGACUUAUGUGAAGAGGGAUACUGGAACAUCAACACGGGGACAGGCUGUGAGAGCUGUAAUUGUGAUCCGUUGGGAUCUUUGAAAGACGUUUGUAAUCAGGUAACAGGACAGUGCCAGUGUCGGCCAGGCGUUACAGGACUCAAGUGUGACCAGUGUCAGCCAUACCACUAUGGAUUCUCUAACACUGGAUGUACAGGUAGAUUUACAAUUCUUGGCAAUGAUGGAAAGUUAUCCCUUUGUGGUUCCAUGAACAGAGUUGCGUAUGGCAGUUCAUACAUCGAUCACAACAAGAGGGAUCAACAGAACUUUACAGCAAGUACCAGCGAUGUUUCACGUUUAGAGGAGGACAUUGCCCCUUUUGUAACUGAUGUUUUAUACGACAAAGAUUUGGAUUUGGCAGUCCUGGAGGUAGAAUUUCAAGGUGAGGUUGCACGUUCAGAGGAGGACAAGACUCCCUUUGUAACUGAUGUUAAUCAUGUUAUAUAUGACGAAGAGCUGUGUUCAGCAGUUCUGGAGGAUGAAUUUCAGGGGCAUGUUUUCAAAUGA
Messenger RNA from Saccostrea echinata, 3360 nucleotides. Its product is annotated as laminin subunit gamma-1-like. Bases 1 to 3360 code for a protein of 1119 amino acids. The record is from RefSeq and is a predicted model, not a curated record. The transcript has 20 exons. NCBI's taxonomy places the organism in Eukaryota, Metazoa, Mollusca, Bivalvia, Ostreida, Ostreidae.